Molecule: messenger RNA, 3748 nt
Organism: Acanthopagrus latus (yellowfin seabream)
Lineage: Eukaryota; Metazoa; Chordata; Actinopteri; Spariformes; Sparidae
Product: vascular endothelial growth factor C-like
Exons: 8
Coding region: 1699-2904 (401 amino acids)
Biological process (GO): sprouting angiogenesis; vascular endothelial growth factor signaling pathway; positive regulation of mast cell chemotaxis
Cellular component (GO): membrane
Molecular function (GO): growth factor activity; vascular endothelial growth factor receptor 3 binding; chemoattractant activity
Source: RefSeq, a predicted model, not a curated record
UUGUCAUUUUUAGGACCCUGAAAGGCCAAACCAGAGCGAGAAAGAGCGAGGAGGGGGUGGGGGAGGUAACAGAGACAGCGCCUGACGAAGGUGUGAAGGCAGCAAAGGUGCUCGGAGCUGCAGGUGUGAGACCGAUUCUUGUGGCUUUAUCUCCGCCUCCAACAGGCCCCGACAUUGAAAUAGCGCCUGGCGAGGGUGAAGAGACACCAGCCAAGUUGGGGGUGGUGGGGAUGGGGUGGGGGCAGCUGACAUGAAGCAGAGACAGCAGAGCGAGAGAGACAGCGAAGGUAUUAGCAGCUCAUAAAAAGGCACUUAGAGCCGCGGUUGGGCGACUCACACAUUCAUCACCGCCAGCUGCUACCGAAACACACGCCUUUUUUGAAGGAAUUACGAAGAUGGACGGAUAAAGGCGAAAUGUGCGAGAUAAGGAAUGUGGGAGGAUAAUCUGAUUUAACAGACGGUUGAACCUGUUUUCCUGUCCGUGAGAAUUUGGAAAGUUACACAAAUUACACGGCAAGACAAAAAAAAAGAAAAAGAAAAAGAGGAAAAAAGAAAUCACAUAAAAGGAGGAUGGUGGUGUGUGUUUAGAGAAAGUGUGUCAGCGCCUCUGUAGACACAGUGUAGCCUGCAAUUUCUGCCAGUAUAAUCAGCUAUAACGCACGAAUCAUCCCUCUCAAAACCCCUUUCACCCCGCCCACAAGAUACAAUCCUUCCAUUCCUGUAUUUUUUCCCUCAUUCACUCCACCAGGAUGCCUCAGAGCAGGACGCAGCACACUCACUCUGUUUGGACAAGAACUUAAUACCCCAGAACUUAAUACCGCUGGACACUUUUUUAAAAAAAAAAAAAAAACUCCUGCUUUCUCUUUUUUUUAUUUUCUUGGGGGAGAAAACAGGAUUUGGAAUAAGCUCUUCCUCUCUCUUUGAUGCUCUUCUGAGGAUCAGACAGCCUUGACAGGAAAAAAAAAAAGUUGUGACAGAUUUAGAAAGAGGCAAAAAAAAAAGAGAAAAGUGCAAAGAGAGAGACAGACAGAGCUUUGCCCCGGAGGUUUCUGAGGAGGAAACAGGAGACAGAUAAAGAGGCAGCGAUAAUCUGAGAGAGAGAGACAGACAGACGGAGGGAGGGAAGGAGCACAGCUGUUCUGUGGAAGAGAGGGGAAAAUAAAGAUAAAGAGCGCAAAGAGGUGCACAAGUGUGAAGGGCGAGGAGAAGGGACCCGACGAGGACAAGCCAAGGCUGGAAGGAAAAACAGGACAUACAUGGGAGCCGAGGGUGAGGAGUGAGUCAAGGUGAAGGUCAAGAAAUCCAUAAAGAGGAGAAAUCAACCGGCAGCGAGCAUGGAGGCGAAGCGGCAGAAGAGGAGAGGCUUCCUCUAAAGGUGCUUGACGCAAAAAAAAAAAAAAAAAAAGAAGAGGACGAUUUCCUCAUCAUGUUUUAUUCAGCUGGCUUCCCAAAUUCAAACAACCUGCGCCGGAAGAGCAACUUCGUCCCGGGAUAGAAUGACGAGAGGAGCAAAGAGAUACCUGCCGAGUCUGUGAUAUCCUCCUGCUCCUCCUCCUCCUCCUCUUCACCUCGGGCCUUCCUCUCCUCCUCCUCCUCCUCCUCCCUCUUCUUUCACUUUACACCCAGCCUUUUUAAAUUCACUGACUUCCUCUUCCUCCGUCCUGAUAUCACCUCUCCUCCGCUCUCCAUCUCCUCACUAUGUGGAUACCAGCUUUGCUCCUAUGGAUUCUUAGUAUCACUCAUCUGUGCUCAGGACAAUACUUUACAGACUAUUACCAGCCUGGAGACAUGGGCACUGAGGACCCGCCGUUGUCAGAUGACCAGCCCAGCUUGGAGACAGUGACGAGCGUGGAUCAGCUCUUGCAGCUCCUGUACCCCGAAUACAGCUUGCUUCAGCACUGCCGGAGGAAGAAAUGGCAGAGUGUCUCCUCUUCGUCGUCGUUUCCCGCCUCCUCAACCAGUCCUGUAGUCCACUCUGGCGAUGAGGACAUGUGGGGAGGGAGGGAAGAGCCAGCUUACAGAGUGGACGGGACUUUGGCAGUCAUCCUCGAGGAGAUCCAGCGGACCUCCUGCCAGCCCAGAGAGGUGUGUGUCGAGGUCGCCAAAGAAUACCCAGAAUCCACCAGUCAGUUCUACCUCCCUCGCUGCGUGGCGCUGCAUCGGUGCGGUGGAUGCUGCAACAACGAGGCCUACUACUGCACCAACACGAGUCACGCGCUUGUCAACAAGACACUGAUGGAGCUGUCGCCGCCGAAACUGGACCGCUCCGUUGUCAUGGUGACCUUUGUCAACCACACCUCAUGUGAUUGCCUCCCCAAGCGGCCGCUCCACUCCAUCAUCAGACGAGCCGCGACGGAUCACCUGUGUUCCCCGCCCGAAGUUCCCUGCGCCUCAGGCUCAUUGUGGGAUCCAGUGAACUGUGUGUGCGUCUCCGCGGACGCCAUAAACUACUCUGAGACCGAGGCGCUGAACUCAGGUCUGCUGGCUCUUUGUGGGCCCAACAGGGUUCUGGAUGAAUCCACCUGCGACUGCGUCUGUCGAAAUGGGCUCACCGAGGACAGCUGCGAUCCGGGCUGGAAACUGGACCACAACACCUGUGUGUGCCGGUGUGAAGGUCAAGGCGAGGGGAAGUUGUGCCCCACCGGCCAGCGGUGGGACGAGGAGCUGUGCGGCUGCGUGUGCGCCGCCGAGUGUCCCAGGAAUCAACCCCUCAACCCCGACACCUGCCUGUGUCAGUGCAGGGAGAGUGAGCAGUCGUGUCUGCGGCUGGGGAAGAAGUUCAACCGCAACACCUGCAGCUGCUACAGGUUGGCUUGCAGAAAUGCCCGGCCCGUGUGCCCGCCUGAUUUCUACUACAGCCCCCACGUCUGCCAGUGCAUCCCCAACUACAUGAGGUGGAACUAACCAAUGGCAUGGAGGCAGAGGAGCAGAACUGCAGAUCGCCCUUCGCCAUGAGGCCUGAAAUAAAGAGGGGAAGAAGUGCUCUCUUGACAGGAGGGCGGGAAGGUGGAACCACACAUGUACUGGGUUACAACAGACUACAAGCAGCACUUGAGGAGUUUUAUUAGUGCUCUCUGUGCUCUGACACAAAGGAGGACAGGAGUGCUUCCCAGUGACACAAUGAGGCCCAAAACGGCCAUCCGCAUGCAGUAAAACUCAUAAAAGUGAGCAAUUCCGCGCCAAAGAGAGAAAACGAGGAGAGACAUUUGCCUCGCCGGGACUUCGUCUCACACGUGUUGGCCCUCAAGGCCAACGCUCACAACCCCCGUCCUGACAAAAGCAUGACAGGGCAGGAUGGAUGAAUCAGACCUCGGUGCAGAGACAUCGCACUUGACUUGCUCGAAAAGGAAAAGUGGAAUAAAAUAAUAAACAGACUCAGACUCGACGUGAACGUUUAAAUAAGCUGCGGGCAACUUCACACGUUGGCAGCCACGAGAUGUUGAGACAUCUGAGAGGUUGAAGGAUUUUUUUUUUUGUAUAAAUCAUGUAAUGUGAUGUCCCUCUUUUAGCAGAGGUGGAGACGGUGGUGGUCCCCUUUUGAUUUUAACAGAUUGUGUCUACUGCAUCGCUACUGAAAGGAAUACAAAGAGGCUGUUGUUGCAGCUUCCCUUUUUUUUUUAUUAUUAAAAAUGUCUUUUCACAUAAAAGUCUCCCCUCAGCCAGGAGAAGUAGAGGUUUAAUGCCAGACCCUGUUCAAUUAAACACUGAUUUAAACGCUCCCAAACAGCUAUUAUACCCUCCAGUUUCA